AAACAAACAUCUCACCACUAGCAACCAUCAACAUUUGAAAAUCCGUGCCAACCAAUCACCACAACAAAACCAACCCCUCUCUACCUAGGGCUCUCUAGAUUCUAUCAUGAUGUCCAUGCACCAGCGCUCAUUAUCAGCCGCCGGUGGGCGCGAAAAGACGCCGUUUGAGCAACAGAGGGAGGCGCUCAUCGGCGAGAUUGCCAUGAGCUUCGAACAGGUCCUCGCGAACAUGAACAAGCUAAACAGAUCACUCGAGGCUGUUAUCACGGUUGGGAAUGAGUUUUCCUCAGUGGAGGCUCUGUGGUCACAAUUUGAAAACGUCAUGGCCAAGGAUCCGGACGAGGGCAAGAUUGAAGGCGAGGGCAGCGAUGGCGACGGCGAGCAGCAGCGAGACGAAGAGAAUAGAUGAAGGGACCGGAUCACUAGGAACAAGUUUGAUAUUCUGAUGAAUGUUUUAUGAUACCCUAUGCCCAAGUAUACUACUCCAUGGCUUUGAGAGCAGUUAAUAAUUCCAUGGAGUGCGCUAUUUGUCACUGAUAUUAUUACAUUUGCUGGCAUACGGUAUGGUGUUCUUGAAGGUUUAAAAAUG
Pyricularia oryzae 70-15 is the source of this 589-nucleotide messenger RNA. RefSeq lists its product as uncharacterized. The transcript is spliced from 3 exons. Gene Ontology annotation, cellular component: DASH complex; spindle microtubule; mitotic spindle. NCBI's taxonomy places the organism in Eukaryota, Fungi, Ascomycota, Sordariomycetes, Magnaporthales, Pyriculariaceae. The record is from RefSeq and is a predicted model, not a curated record. The coding region runs from base 107 to 409 and encodes 100 amino acids.